Malaya genurostris is the source of this 3841-nucleotide messenger RNA. RefSeq names its product inactive hydroxysteroid dehydrogenase-like protein 1. The transcript is spliced from 5 exons. Gene Ontology annotation, cellular component: endoplasmic reticulum. Bases 2152 to 3264 code for a protein of 370 amino acids. The record is from RefSeq and is a predicted model, not a curated record. Lineage: Eukaryota; Metazoa; Arthropoda; Insecta; Diptera; Culicidae. Gene Ontology annotation, molecular function: oxidoreductase activity.
AGCAUCGAAUCGACUUGCACUCUAUGCGGUUCGAUACUACCGUAAAGAAGGUUGCUGACACAUCAAAAAGUCCAGGAAAUCAAGGAAAAUAUCAUCUCUUGUGCAAGAAUCUUUUUUAUUUGUCAACAUAAUCAGAUUCGAAUGCAAUUCAAUCAUUCCAGCACUUUUCCAAAUUUUCGAUACCAAGCUUAUAGAAUGAUUUGUGGAUGGCCUCAAAAUAGGCUUCAACCGCGGCGAUGACUCUCUCAUUCUUGCCAAAUAUUUUUCCCUGGAGUAUCUUUUUGAGAUCAGCAAAGGACAAUUGGUCGCUGGGUACUAGGCUCUUGAGAAUAUGGUGGGUGAGGAAACAGAUUGGAGCCCAAUUUAUUGAAUUCUUUCUUCAUAUGAGGCCGUCCUUCAGUUGUCGUACAUCAAACUCAUCAAUAACUCAAUGCAAUAAUCACUUUUGAUGGCUCUUUCCUUUUCAAGAUAGUCGAUUUUAAUUAUACCUCGAGCAUCUGAAAACUGCCGCCAUGAUUUUUCCUGCUACCUGUUGUGUUUUCGGACGUCUUUCUCCAUCUGAAUGUCUGAUAUGACUCCGAAGAAAAACGGUAGAUCCAUGUUUCGUCCACUGGUUCAUACCUACGCAAGAAAUCUUUUUAUUGCGACUAAACAGUACCGAACAGCUCUCUGUAUCUCUGAUGCAUUGACUUCUUUGUUUUUAAUGGAUCCGAGUGUGGGUAGACGGUUGGACCGUUUAUGGAUUUGUUUGGUGCGCCGUUCGAUUCACGAGACGAGUGUUCCUCCCGGUACUACAAUUACCCACCUGGGCUUAACAUGUUUCACCGGCUCUGACCAUGAGACCUUUCAUUUGAAUCUAAGUUUGUCAAAAUCGGUUCUGCCAUCUCCGAGAAAACCUAGUGAGAUUAUUUGACACAUACACACACACAUAGACAUUGCUCAGCUCGAUGAACUGAGUCCGGGCCAAUUUUUACUAGUCGGUUUUUCAAGUGAUUGCAUAACCUUUCUAUGUGAGAAAGGCAGAAAACGUUUCUAAACAUAAAAAUAGCAAGUCUUAGAGUCUAACAAAAUGUUCAAUAUCACAUACAGAGACAUCUUCGGGCACAGAUAACAGGUAUACAGACUCACAUAUGAACUGUGUGUAAAAUUUGUUCAAUCAGCGUGGCGAACACUUGCAGAUGUCACCACAAUCGCCACGAGGUGCCACCACGGUUUGGGUGCCGCUUUCACUGAGCCAUCAUUUUUUGGUGCAACAUUCAAUUCACGCUAGAUUUUUGUUUUGUUGUUGGGUAAAACGACAAGUUUAUUUUUGUUUUAUUCCGAUCGAAUUCUCGUGUGACUUAUGCGACAUGGAAAAAAGUAGCCUUUAACACUCUUGGAAAUCGUGUGAUAAGUGUUAAAAUUGUUGUAGUUGGAAUAUUUCUAUAACAGGCAGGAGGAUUUGGUUAUCGUUCCGGAACGUAGUGGAUCGUUUUGAAAGACCACGGCGAAUAAUCGAGUAGAUGGCAGUAGUGUUUCCAACGUAUAGCAAAUUUUAAAUUUACACAGGAUUUUGAAAAUAUUUUGUUCGAGCCUGUAUAUCUGUAAUCUGUGUUUGUUUCGAACAAAUGUUGUUUAAAAAAACAUCGGUUGAACCAAACCUCAAUUGUUAUUAUCACUUUAUCAAAAAAAAACUCGUUUGAAUUACCCAGAAUUCAUUUAUUUUUGCAACAUUUUUUUGCGUGAGACGUUCUAUAGAGCCAUAAUCGCAAAUCCGUUUGGAAAUCUUCUUCAAAUGGUUAAAACAAUGCACACAAACGUGUAUUUAUAUAUUUUGACCAUCACCAUUACUCUUCUUCUCUCGAUGAUCGAGCAAGGUCAUUCUCUAAUAGACCUGCGGUCGAUUGUUUCGGAAACAAAACAUGUGCACAAUUUUGUCCGUCAUGCUUCCAAUCUGCCGAGGCUGGGCCCGAGAUGUCGGUGCGUGUAACGCGCGAGAACAACACGUACGAAUCGAUCAAGAUUCAAGAUUUUCUGUUGCAUACAAUAAUAAUUCUCAUAAUUAGGCAUAUUAAUUAAGAGAUUAUUUUCAACCCUGGAUCUCACGCGAGUUAGUUCCUCAAUCGAUGAGAUGAUGAGUAAAUCGGAGCACUCGGACUGAAUUGCACUCGCAUGCUACGUUUGCGCACAAAAUGUAUAAGUCUCCGGUUAAAAUACGUUUUUGGCCUGCAUGGGAACGUACACAAAUUACGUGAUUCAUUUAACGCUUCGAUAAUAUUGCAAAAUUUUUUUUGUGUUCAAAGGUGCCAGGUGGCGGUGGCCGACAUCUCGAGUGCGAACAAAUCAGUUCCGAAGAUGUUUUCUGUGGUGAAGGAAUUGUUUUGCUGGAUCGGUGUUUAUGCCAGCAUUCUGUGGCUUUAUUACUACAUUUUGGAGCCCCUGGCGAACAUUGUUUGGGGUUCGAUUCGGUGUUUGGUACGGCAGGAGAAACUUUCGGUUCGCUAUGGACCGUGGGCAGUGAUUACCGGCGCAACGGACGGAAUCGGCAAGUGUUACGCGGAAAAUUUGGCACGGAAAGGAUUGAAGAUCAUGCUAAUUUCUCGAACCGAAUCGAAACUGAUCAAAGUAGCUGAUGAACUUCAUCAAAAGUAUGGCGUUCAGACGGACUGGAUUGCCAUGGAUUUUUCCAACGGCCCGGAGAUCUACGAUCGCUUACGGAAGCAACUGACAGGAUUAGACAUCGGAUUGCUUGUCAACAACGUUGGUUUCCUGCCACAGCUGGCCCACUUUGAUCAAACUUCCGAAUCGGAUCUUCUCGAUUUGAUUCACAUCAACAUGAUGUCUACCACCAUGUUAACACGAAUGGUCUUACCGGAAAUGAAGGCCCGACGGCGGGGAAUAGUGGUCAAUAUAGGAUCCACUUCCGGGCUCAUUCCACUGGCAUACAUGGCAGCUUACGCUGCAACAAAGUCCUACGUGAGCCACUUAAGCCAGGGUCUGCAGGAAGAACUACGUGGAACGGGCGUCGAAUGUCAACUGGUGACACCGGCCAUGGUGCGGACGAACCUCAGCCAAACGUUCUACGACAAAAUGCCCUGGUAUGUGGUGAUUCUAAGUCCUGAACAAGUCGCUAGAAUUGGUGUAUUCUUGAUUGGGAAAACGUGGCAUACCUGUGGCCACUGGUUUCACAGUUUACAGGUCUGUUGGUAUCCGCUUCUUCCUAGGAAACUAGUUGUACGAAUUAUGGGUGGGGUAAUGAAAAGUACAGCUAAUAACAUGCACUAAGUUGUUGACUUUUGGAAAAAUAAAUCCACUUAUUGGAUGACAAACCGAUCGUUUACGAACUUUUUUAUUCAUCAUCCAAAAACAACCGAAAAGACGAACCGGAAACUGCAUCGACUGCGACACCCAUUUCGUGACAAAGUGCGUUUCAAAAUGGCUCUUAGCGUGAAAAAGUGUUCUAAACCGCGAUCCAAGUAGGCCUGCCGAAAAGUUUGAAAAAGGAACGCAACGUGAUUGGUUAUCGGUGUUUCCACGUUUCUCUUGUGAACGAUUUUGAUUGUGACUGUACCGUCAGUGAUGCCGGAAAAAAUAAACAAUUCAUGGAUUAUUGUUUUGUUUGUUUUGAAGUGACACCGUAUACAAAUGUGGUUUAGUGUUUCAAAUAACGGCUUCGAAAAACAUUUCUUUUCCGAAUCAUCUGUUUAUGUUUAAACAGAAAGUAAAGGAUCUAUCAAAGUGGGACGAAGUGAACGAUAAAAGGAAAACUCGGAGCAUCAAGACAUUAACUCUACUUUUUGAAAAAUCUUAAAUUUAAAUGUCAAAGCUCUUGAUAUAUAGGGUGAUUUUUUAAGAGCUUGAG